AUGCGUAGGGUGGCGACUUUCUUGGGUUUGUGCCAGCACGUACUCGCGGCCUCCGCCAMGACCCCCACUGUCAGCCUAUCAGGCUAUGGAUCCUUUCAAGGACUGACGGUCAACGACUCCCUGACCAACGACACGCUACCCGCAUCGGUAGAUGCCUGGUUGGGUAUCGACUAUGCCUCCCAGCCAGUAGGCGAUCGCAGAUUCCGUCCCGUCGAGGCACGACCAACAGCAUUCGAGGGAAGUCGAUCCGCAUCAACUUAUGGGAAAGUAUGUGUCCAAGACCCCUCGGUGAUCUCGUAUGAACAAGACGAGGCCUGCUUGAACUUCAACGUCUUUCGUACAGCCAAUGUACCCCUCAGCAAGAAGCUCCCUACUCUGGUAUGGAUUCAUGGCGGCGGAUUCGUGCAAGGAUCGGCGCGCAGUUUCGAUGGUGCCUCGUUUACAGCCUCGUCCGAGAAUCCAAUCGUUGUUGUCACAUUCAACUACAGACUCAACUCGCUUGGCUUCCUACCGUCUGCUCUUUUCGAGGAGGAAGGUCUCCUGAAUUUGGGACUCUUGGAUCAGCGUUUCCUCCUUGAAUUCUUACAAGACCAUCUCGGCUCCUUCGGUGGCGAUCGAGAUCAAAUCACAAUUGGUGGUCGAUCUGCUGGAGCCCAUUCAGUCGGCAUCCACUACUUCCACAACUAUGGAAACGACACUGGCAAUCCCCUUUUUGCUCGGGUCAUUCACCAAUCUGGAUCUGUCACUGCACGAGGAUUCCCCGAUUCCAGCUUUCCGCAGUACCAGUCAGAUUUCAACCGCUUUAUGAACGCCAUAGAUUGCCCCCUUAACGCGAGUAACGCUGCCACCUUAGAGUGCCUUCGAGCAGCGCCCAUCGACAUGAUCCAGUCCGAGAGUGCUCAGAUGUACCGCGACGGAGCCCCCCUCAUCGCUUGGCCAUUCCAGCCUACUCUGGGAGGUCCAUUACUGGAGCGACCUGGCUCGGUGUCCGGACGUGAGGGCACUUUCUUCCAUCUCCCAGCCAUCACAUCCCACGUCAGCAAUGAGGGCAAAUACUACACACCAGGCAAUCUUCAAACAAAUGAUGACUUCCUCCAGUUCAUGCUCCAAACCAGCCCGUACCUUAACCUCACCGAUAUUGCAAUUAUCAACGAUCUCUACCCCGAUCCAACCGCACAUCCAGACUCCAUCUAUUCCAGCUCCCCGAACUCGACACAAUACAACCGCGUAUCAGAGGCCUGGUCAGAUUAUGCAUACAUCUGUCCUAGUCGAGAGACCGCCUUCCGAGUCUCAUCUGCUGGUGUGCCAGUCUGGCGCUUGCACUUCAACACUCCUGACGCCCCAUUGCAAUAUCAGAGCUGGCGUGGUAUCCCGCACACUUCCGACACGCGAUACACCUGGGCUUCGAGGAAAGUCCCGUACACGGUGACUGGGGAUAUCUACCACGCAUAUCUAGCUAGCUUUGUGACCACUGGAGAUCCCAAUACUGCAAGGCUCGAAGGGACACCAAAGUGGCCGCAAUACGAUGCGGCCAAGGGUGCAGACGCUGAGCAGCUAUUGGUCAGUCCAGGCAAUUUUACGGUGGUGGAGAAUGAUUCAUAUCGCAGAGCUCAGUGUGAUUUCUGGAAUAGCGAGGAGCGUGCUGAGAGACUCAGUAAAUAG
Ramularia collo-cygni is the source of this 1662-nucleotide messenger RNA. Its product is annotated as related to triacylglycerol lipase II precursor. Bases 1 to 1662 code for a protein of 553 amino acids. Lineage: Eukaryota; Fungi; Ascomycota; Dothideomycetes; Mycosphaerellales; Mycosphaerellaceae. The transcript has a single exon. The record is from RefSeq and is a predicted model, not a curated record.